Molecule: messenger RNA, 2409 nt
Organism: Fusarium odoratissimum NRRL 54006
Lineage: Eukaryota; Fungi; Ascomycota; Sordariomycetes; Hypocreales; Nectriaceae
Exons: 3
Coding region: 1-2409 (802 amino acids)
Biological process (GO): proteolysis
Cellular component (GO): cell wall; membrane; cytosol
Molecular function (GO): serine-type endopeptidase activity; tripeptidyl-peptidase activity
Source: RefSeq, a predicted model, not a curated record
AUGAAAUCCAUUGAAGGCGUAGGGAAUAUAUGGCCAGUCAAUACAGAGAAACUGCCUUCUCUCAGCCCCAAGAGGACAGGCAUCUCGGAGACCGAAUUGCACCGUCGACGCUACGAACGAAAUAACCAAGUAAAAGGCUUACCUCGUAACAAUAUUAUUAAUCACAGAUCAGUAGCAGACUUAGAUACUUUAUCCACUCACAUAGAUACUGGAGUUGCAAGACUACGCGCCGAGAAUAUCACUGGUGCAGGUAUACGAGUGGCUGUUCUCCACGGGGGGUUCGAUCUCACUGUGCCAAGCUUGAGCCUAACAAACGUCGACUACACCCAUGAUAUCACAGAUAGUGGCGAUUACGUACAAGACGAGUGCUGGUUUCACGGUACGCACGUUUUGGGGAUUAUAGGCGCCAAAGGUGACGAGGUCGAGUAUAAUGUCAGCGGCGUAGCACCUGAUGCGACGUAUGAGCUGUUCCGUAUCCAGCCCUGCGACUCGUCAUCCGCCACAAAAGAUGCGCGACUAGGUUCGUUAAUUGAUGCUGCGGAUAGGGGCGUUGAUAUAAUCACUUGCUCAUAUGCAAGCCUUGGCGCCUGGCCUGAGGAUCCCUGGACCUCUGUGGCAGAUCGUAUCGCGGCGAAUGGCACACUCGUUUUUUUCCCGGCCGGUAAUCGCGGACCGGGGAUCUUCACCGGCAGCAGCCCAGCCGAUGGUGACUAUGUCACUGCUGUUGGAUCCGUCGACAGCUCCGUGUCCCCAUACUACACAUGGGAGGCCACAUGGUCUACUGUCAAUAAUAGUGCAUCAGGCUCUUUUAGGAUCGUUCCUAGCUCACCUUUUAACUUCCCAAACAACACAAAAUUGACGGUCUGGGCACCCGACGUCCCUGCCUCAGACAACUGCCUACCAAUGCCUGAUAGGUCAUCUCUACCUGAUGAUCUAUUAAAUGUCGUUGUCCUUUCUAAAUAUAAUCAGUGCUGGCUUGAUGCAUGGGGUGGAGCACACUUCCUCACUGAAGCAUUCAACAUUUCCUAUGCUUUGUACUACCCAGGCAAAAGUAACGCGAGCACCUCUAAUGGCCCGCUUUUCGCUAGUUCUGACUUCCAAAACGCCAAAGGCGUCGCUACGGUUGAUUAUGACACAGCCUCCAUGUUACUAGCGGCAAGAAAAGAAUACGGCUCCCUCGAGAUCUCUACUAAUGUAGUUUCCAAUGUAUCGUACAAAGUCAACAGCCUGUCAGGUCUGCUCAGCUCAAAGUUUACGGGCUGGGGCCCUACCCGCCGGGCUCUGUCAAUGCCUUUGUUCCUGGCCCCAGGAGGUAACAUUCUUAGCACACUCCCACAGAGGUUUGGUGGUUUGGGUGUGCUUUCAGGUACUAGCAUGUCUACCCCUUUUGGAGCCGGUGUCGCCGCUCUUGUCAAGCAGAAACACCCUGAAUACUCAGCUGACGAUAUCCGGAAUGUGAUUGCAACAACAGCACGCCCAGUCAAGUGGAAUGAUGCAAAGGGGCAUACACUAGAAUUCUUGGCACCAACCUUACAGCAGGGUGGUGGCCUUGUCGACGCGUGGAGCGCUGUGCAUGCCACCACCUUGCUGAGCACCGCUUCCUUGAGUUUCAACGAUACUGCCUAUCGUGCUACCAACCUUACUUUCAGCAUUAAAAACAUCGGUAAAAAGUCUGCCAAAUACCGACUAAGCCAUAUCGGGGCUGGAUCAUGCUACGUACUAGGAGAAAGUGGCUACAACCUAACAAAAGCAGAGGCUUACCCAGUCUAUGCCAAUAUCCACAUCCAUCCCACAUCUCUUGAGAUCAAGCCCGGGUCUUCAGCCACGGUUUCAGUGUCUGUCAUCAAAGAGCCCGAUCUCUCUGAUGCCACCACUCGCGUCUCGCAUUUCAGUGGUUAUGUUGCCAUCGAGGCUGAAGGGGCGGCUAACAAACUCACGCUGCCAUACACCGGACUAGGAGCUCCCUUUCUUGUGUUACCGGCUAUCAACCGAGACACUAGCAUCCUGUCCGGAUAUAACAUCUCAAAUGACGCGACGAUGUCACUGACUGAGGAACGCAUCUUCAACUGCACUUUAAACACGACUAUGAAUUCGCCAGUUACAUUUCAAGACAGUUUUCACCCUGGCGUUAAGGUUGAUCUUGUUGUUCAGAGUAGAGACUUCGCCCUUAGUAUUGUAGAUACUAGUUCUGGCAAGGAGAUGUUUGUGAUGUCACGUGGUUCAUCUGAAGAUCCUUAUCUGUCGGGUUGGACAUGGUACUAUGAUGGAACUGAUGCAAAUUACUUUCAUUUACCGGCGGGAAGAUAUCACUGGCGGGCAAAGGCACUCAAGAUGACGGGAGACCCCGAGAAAAAGGAAGAUUAUGAUACUUGGGACAGUGGAAGUUGGAUUCUUAGAAUAGUACCUUAA